Molecule: messenger RNA, 1215 nt
Organism: Kazachstania africana CBS 2517
Lineage: Eukaryota; Fungi; Ascomycota; Saccharomycetes; Saccharomycetales; Saccharomycetaceae
Gene: GAB1
Product: GPI-anchor transamidase subunit GAB1
Exons: 1
Coding region: 1-1215 (404 amino acids)
Biological process (GO): attachment of GPI anchor to protein; protein localization to cell surface
Cellular component (GO): membrane; GPI-anchor transamidase complex
Source: RefSeq, a predicted model, not a curated record
AUGAGCUUGAUCCUGCAUUUAACAUCGCUCAUAGCACUUACAGUAGUGUCUAGGCUCCUGCCGAUGUACUGGUUCCCAUCUUUGACCACUGCUAUAGACCAUUCUGUGGAAUUCUCGACACCAAUAACAUCUUAUCGCUCAUUGAAAGAAGGUCUAUUCUUAUUGAAUAGUUUACAAUGGAAAAACGUGUACAAUGGCGGUGUAGUACAUCAUCCAAUCCUCCUAUUAAAACUCGUCAAUUUGUUUCAAUGUGAUACUACUCUAUACUUCAUUGUGGAGUGUUUGAUUACUAUACAAUUUUACUUCUUGACAAGAAUUUUAUUAGAGAAAGUACCCAAAUUAAAGGAACAAUUACCUGUAUGGGUACCAAGUCUCAUGUAUUGUAUCAAUCCAAUUUCAAUUUUAAGUUUUAUUAGCAAGUCUACAAUUAUCUUUUCUAAUGCUACAUUACUCAGUACAUUGUUACUAGCUUUACAUCACAACAUCAUAGGUUGCUCUAUAAUGCUAAGUUUGGCGUCGUAUCUGUCAUUAUAUCCUACAUUGCUCAUCAUUCCAAUUCUAACUUUCUUCAAAGCAUCGAAGAACAAGGUCAAAUUCGUCCUCAUUACUUUGAUCAACUUACAGGUCCUAAUGAUCAUCAGUUUUAAAUUAAAUGGCAAUAAUUGGAAUUUUAUUAAUGGUACAUACACAAUAAAUUUAAAUUUCGAGAAGAAUUAUCCAAAUUUGGGUCUGUGGUGGUAUUUCUUCAUUGAGAUGUUCAUGGAGUUCGUACCUUUUUACAAAUCUGUCUUCAAUUUAUUCCUUGCCUCCUUUAUCGUCCCCAUCACGUUGCGUUUCACUUCCACAAGUUUCGAUCAUUUCAAGACUUACGCAUUCAUCUUAUGUCUAGGUUGGAUGAAUUUGACUAAACCUUACCCUGUAAUGGGCGAUACUGGUUUUUGGAUCACUUGCGUCCUAUAUUUCCUACCUUUAUCGAACUAUGGGAACUACUUUAUAAUCUCCAUCCUUCUACUAAUCCAUUCCAUCAUCUUAUCCCCAAUUUUCUACUACUUAUGGAUCGAAUUAGGUUCAGGAAAUAGUAAUUUUUUCUACGCUAUCUCGUUAGUUUACAAUUUGGCCCUUGGAUCAAUAAUCACGGACCUUGUAUGGGGAAUGUUAAGAUUCGAAUACGAUGAUGGCGUGCCAAAUUACGAUCUAAAGCUAACACAAAUAUAA